AUGAAUAAGGAAGAAGCAAUCAGUAUUAUUCAAAGUGCAAUAAAAGAAUAUUGUAAUCAGAAAAGUAUAUGGUUAAUGUUAUUUAAAGCAUGUGAAAAAGAUUUAGAAUCAUACCACAAAGCCAAACAACUUGAUGGAACAAAAGCUGAAGUAGGAGAAUUAGAACAAACAUUAAUUAAACUCCAAAACGAAAAUGCUAAAUUAAAAAAUGAGCUACAAACAAAAGAAGAUGUUAUCAAAAACUAUCAAAAAGAAUUAACUGAAAUAGAAGAAAAAAAUAAAGGAGUAGAUGAUAGAAUUUUAGAAGAAAAAGAAAAAAGAAAAUCAGCAGAGCUUGAAUUAGAAAAUAAAAAAGAUGAUAUUCUUGAAUUACAAGCGAUGGUAUCAAAUCUUAAACAAAAUCUUGCUGGAUUACAACAAGAAUUAAAAAAUAAAGAAGAAGAAAUCAUAACUGAAACAGAUAAAUCUAAUAAAGCAUUAGCAGCUCAAAAAGUUUAUCAAGAACAAAAAGAAAAAUUAGAAAGUGAAUUGGCUGAUGUUAAAAUUAAAUUAGACACAACUCAACAAGAACUUGUUGCUACUCAAGCUCGAGCUGAUGGAAAUGAAAAAGAAAUUGAGGAUAUUACUCAGGAACAGAAUGGAUGGAUCAGACAGGCUAAAGAAGCAAGUAAACAAAUAGACUCAUUAAACACUGAAUUAGAAGAAGUAGAAAAGGAUCUUGAUGAUGAAAUUAAAAGACAUACAGCAACUAAAGCAGAUCUUGAAAAAACUAAAAAUGAUUUAGAAUCAAGUAAUAAUCAAAUAAAUAAGUUAAAAGAACAAUUAGAGAAAACUAAAGCAGAAAAAGAUGAAAAUAAGAAUGUUGCUGAUCAAGAAGUAGUUACUAGAAAAGCAGUUGAAAGAAAGGUUUCUGAUUUAGAAAAGAAGGUUGAAGGAUAUAAAACCGAUUAUGAAACAGCACAAAAUCUAGUUAAUGACUUACAAGUUAAAUUAAGAGCAGUUACUAAAGAAAAGGAAGAUUUAGAAAAAGAAUAUUCAAGUGGAAAUAAUAUUCUUGAAGUGCUUCAACAAAGUAAACAAAAAGGAGAUGAAGAAAUUAUCAAAUUACAUGACGAUCUUGCAGAACAAGCUAAAAAAACUACUGAUGCUAUGAGAGAUAUAAAACAAUUAGAAUAUGACAAAGUUGCAUUAAAUGGAGAGAUUACUGACUUAAAUCUUGAAUUAGAUAAACAGAAACAAUUAGUAACUAAAUUACAACAAGAAGUUAAACAACUUCAAGAUGACAAAGAACUUAAUGAACAAGAUAUUCGAGAUGCUGGAUUUGAAAAUAAAAAAUUAACUAAUCAAAUCAAUGAUGCAAAAGAAGCUAUGGACAAAGAGUUGAUGAAAGAAGAAAAAUUAAAACAAGAAAUUCAAACAUUAAAAGAUACUAUUGCUAAAAAUGACGAAGAACAUGACAAGUUAGAGUCUGAUAUUAACAAUAAUGAAAAGACUAUUAAACAACUCCAAAAUGCAAAUAAAGUAUUAACUGAAAAUCUUGAGAAUUGUACUAGAGAUAAAGAGGCAGCAUUAAGAAAGAAAGAACAAGUUGAAACAGACUUGAAAGAGAAAAGUGAAGAAUAUGACGCAUUAAACGAAAAACAAAGAGAACUAAAUUCACAAUUAGUUACUCUUCAAAAAGAAAAUGCUGGAUUAAAUGAAACAGUUGGAACAAUAUCACCAGAUUUAAAAAAUACAAAGGCUUUAUUGAAACAAACUCAAAAAGAGUUGAAAGACGCUAAAGACAAAAUUGAAGGUUUAACUUUAGACAAUGAAGAUUUGAAAAAGAAACAAAAAGAGAUUCUUGAAGGACAUGUAUCUAUGGAAGAACUUGAAGACUAUGAAAAACAAUUACAAAGAGAAGUUGCUAAAAUAAAACAAAAGAGUGAUAAAGAAGCAGAAGAGUUACUUGAUGCAUUAGAUGCAUCCGAUAAGAAGAAUGAAAAAUUAAAUAGCAUUAUAACUCAAUACAAGGAGAAUUUAGAUAAAUUAACUCAAGAACAUGAAGAAAUGGAAAAAGCUAAAAACACUGCAGAGAAGAGAGUUAUUAUCAUUCAACAAGACGUUAAAGAUAAAGAAGAAACAAUCUCUAAAUUGGAGAAAGAUAAAAAUACUUUGAAAGAUAGAAUUACUGAUUUGGAGAGUAGAAUUGAUGGACUUGAAGGAGGAAAUGUUGACGUCAGUGUUGUUGUUAAUGCUGCUACAGAAUCUUAUAAGAAACAAAUUGAUGAUUUAAAUAAGACUAUCCAAGAUGCUAAAGAUCAAGAAAAAGAUCUUAGAGAUGAAAUUAAAGAUUUAAGAUUAGACAUUGUUGAUUUAAAGGGUGAAUUAGAAAGUAAAGAACAAGAAGUUAAUAAAGCUGGAGAUAAACUUGUGUUAAUAGAUGAUGAAAACCAAUCACUAAAACAAACAGUGAAUGACCUUAAAUUAAAGAUUAAACAAAGUGGUGAUGAAAAGAACGAAUUAACAAUGAAAAUUAAAUACAUGGAAUUACAAAUGAGUGCUCCACAAAAAGAAAUUGAAGAAAAGUUAAAUCAAGAAGUUAUGAAGAAUCAAGACCUUCAAGAUGAAAUAACAAGUAUUAACACCCAAUUAGCUGAGGCAAUUGAAAAAAGAAAGGCAAGUGAAGCGGCAUUAGAAGAAAUGAAAGAACAAAUGGAUGGAAAGAUUAGAAAUAGUAAUGACCUUGAAGCUACAUACCAAGAAUGUUUCAAUAAAAAGACUGAGUUAGAGAACAAAGUUGCUGAUCUUGAAAAUCAACUUGAAAUUAUUAAAGACAGUAUUGAAGAAAAAGAUGACAAAAUUGCUGAUUUACAAGGUCAACUCUCUUCUAACAGUAAUGAUGCUGUUGCUAAUGACAAACUUGGAGAUGCUAUGCAAUUAAAGAUUGAUACUAUUAAUAGACAAUAUUUAGAUCUUAAGAGCAAAUAUGACCAAUUAAAAUCAGACAAUUUAAUGGUUCUUAGUGAAAAAGAAGAUAUUGAGGAAGAAUUGUCAAGUGUUAAAGAGGAAAUGACUAAAAUGGAGGGAGAAUAUAGAAAGAAAGCUGCUGAGAUUGAGAAAUUAAAGCAUGACGUUAACUUUACUAAACAAGUCACUGGGGAUGAUGCUAAUGACUUAGAGAAAUUACAAGAAGAUUAUGAUCAGUUACAAGAAGAUUAUGAUGAUUUAAUGGAAGACAGUGAUGCAUUGACUGCAAAGAACCAACAAUUAGAAAAGAGAGUAACUGAAUUAACAGAUGAGGUAGAAAUAUCACAAGAUAAAAUUAAAGCCUUAGAAAAACAACUUAGAAAACAAAGUAAUGAGUUAGAAGACCAUGCAGAUGAUGCAGAGAAUGCAGAUGAUGAUUACGUUAGAAUGAAAGCAGACAACGAUAAAAUCAGAAAAGAACGAGAUGAGUAUAGAAAUAAAAUCACUGAAAUGGAAGAAAAUAUGGAUCAACUUAAGAAGACUAUCACUGAACAAGACAUUAAGAUAACUGAAUUAAGAGGAGGUAAUGGAGAAGAGGCAUUGAAAAUCAAAGCACAAAUCAAACAGAUUGAAGAAGAAAAUGAUAAAGAAAAAGAAGAGUUAUUGGCUAAAGCCCAACAAUUCAAAACGAAGAUGAAUAAAUUCAAAAAACAAGCUCAAGAAUUAGCUGAAAAAGUUGAGGACCUUGAAGGACAACUUGAAAAAGCAAAAGGUAGUGCAGCAGCAGCUGGGGCUAGUGAUCUUAAGAGUAAAAUCAAAGACUUACAAGAUGAAAUUGAAGAUGUAAAUCAAAAACUCAGUUCAGAAAAAGAGAAAUCUUCCAGAUUACAGAGGAAGGUUACUUCAUUAGAAUCAGACUCACAAGACAAAGAUGAACAAAUUGCCAAAUUGAAAAAGAAAAUCAAAAGAAUGAUGGUUGAUGAUGAUUAA
Messenger RNA from Entamoeba nuttalli P19, 3939 nucleotides. RefSeq names its product myosin heavy chain. NCBI's taxonomy places the organism in Eukaryota, Evosea, Mastigamoebida, Endamoebidae. The coding region runs from base 1 to 3939 and encodes 1312 amino acids. The transcript has a single exon. The record is from RefSeq and is a predicted model, not a curated record.